Molecule: messenger RNA, 1550 nt
Organism: Drosophila arizonae
Lineage: Eukaryota; Metazoa; Arthropoda; Insecta; Diptera; Drosophilidae
Gene: ZnT35C
Product: solute carrier family 30 member 3
Biological process (GO): response to zinc ion; zinc ion transmembrane transport
Cellular component (GO): plasma membrane
Molecular function (GO): zinc ion transmembrane transporter activity
Source: RefSeq, a predicted model, not a curated record
GUAACUACGACAGUUGAUUGAGAGCGCUUCCAUUGUGAAGUUGAGUUUCAAGUUGUUUUUGUGUGUUGUUUCUUCUUCUUCUUCGCUUUUGCUGUUUGUAUUUCGUGCGCAUUUUGUUAUUCUAUAAUAAUGUCGAAGAGCGAAGGCACGCCGAUUGUGACGCGCUCAAAUAAUUACGGCUCAACACCAGCGCAGCCGAACGUGGAAACGGGCAAUGGCAAUGGCAAUGGCAACAACAACAAUGCGCCAGCGACACCUUCGCAGAUUUUCUGUUUGCAUGGCCGCUCCAACAAUGUUGAAGUUGAAGUACGCGAUCAUUGCCACAGGGCUCGGAGUGAAGGCGUGGACUUGAAAGCACGCCGGAAGCUGAUCAUUGCUAGCAUCUUAUGUUUGGUAUUCAUGAUUGCCGAAAUCGUGGGUGGCGUUUUGUCGAACAGCUUGGCUAUCGCAACGGAUGCCGCACACUUGCUAACGGAUUUCGCCAGUUUUAUGAUCUCACUGUUUGCCAUCUGGAUAGCCGGACGUCCAUCCACGCAACGGAUGUCAUUUGGCUGGUAUCGAGCUGAGGUAAUUGGCGCCAUGGCCUCCGUCUUCAUGAUCUGGGUGAUAACUGGCAUACUCGUUUGGCUGGCAAUCGGACGACUCAUUAGCGGCGACUUUGAUGUGGAUGCCAAGAUCAUGUUGAUCACAUCGGGCCUGGCAAUUUUGGUGAAUGUCAUCAUGGGUGUGCAGCUGCAGCAUGGGCACUCGCACGGCCUGGGCGGUGGGCAUGGUCACAGUCAUGGCAACUCAAAGGCCAGCAAGAAGAAGGCGAAGAAGCAUAAGAGAUCCGUUUCACAUGCAAAUGCCACAUCGACGCCGUGUGCCGCCUCGCCCACCAAACGCAUCGAGGGCGGCGUUGCCUUCGAUCCGGAGGAUGCCGAGCUACCUGGCGCUGGUCUGCCCACCUACUCGUAUCAGAACUCCAAGCUUGUGGAUCCCAAUCUGGAUCUGGAAAUAGCUGCCGUAUUGGCGGAAACGGCCCCCGGCUCCCAUCAUCAUGGCGGUCAGGUGGGACGCGAAGCCGUCAACAUGAAUGUGCGGGCGGCUCUCAUACACGUAAUUGGCGAUGUUAUCCAGAGCGUCGGCGUCUUUGUGGCCGCCGGCGUCAUUUACUUUUGGCCCGAAUACGCCAUUGUCGAUCCGAUUUGUACGUUCGUCUUCUCCAUCAUUGUCCUGUUUACCACAUUUACCAUUAUGAAGGAUGCGCUGCUGGUUCUCAUGGAGGGCACUCCAAAUUACAUGCACUAUGCCGAGGUCUUGCAAAUAUUCCAAAGCAUUGAAGGCGUUGAGCGCGUUCACAAUUUGCGCAUCUGGGCGCUGAGCAUUAAUAAAGUAGCGCUAUCUGCGCAUUUGGCAAUUGGUGCCAAUGCGAACCCAAAACAAAUAUUAGACGCAGCCACUUCAGCGGUUCAUUUGCGUUACAAUUUCUUUGAGACGACCCUACAGAUCGAGGACUAUACGGCCGAAAUGGAGAAUUGCGUACAGUGCACGGUGCCAGAAAAAUAAAA